Molecule: messenger RNA, 501 nt
Organism: Colletotrichum acutatum
Lineage: Eukaryota; Fungi; Ascomycota; Sordariomycetes; Glomerellales; Glomerellaceae
Product: histone acetylase complex subunit
Exons: 3
Coding region: 1-501 (166 amino acids)
Biological process (GO): regulation of DNA-templated transcription; chromatin organization
Cellular component (GO): nucleus; Rpd3S complex; NuA4 histone acetyltransferase complex
Source: RefSeq, a predicted model, not a curated record
AUGCUGGUUGACGACUGGGAGAACAUCACCAAGAACAAUCAGCUGGUCCCGCUUCCUCACCCUCACCCCGUUGACGACAUUUUGAGCGACUACCUCAACUACGAGCGCCCGAACAGGGAAGAUGGUUCUGCAAACAUGGACAUUCUUGAAGAAGUCGUUGCAGGGCUUCGCGAGUACUUUGAGAAGUCUUUGAGCCGUAUCUUACUGUACCGCUUUGAGCGCCCGCAGUACCAUGAGAUUCGCAAGGUGUGGGAGAAGGCUGGCGAGGAAGACAAGCACAAAUCUGUCUGCGAUACCUAUGGACCUGAACACUUGUGCCGUCUGAUGGUGUCUCUUCCCGAGCUCGUCGCUCAGACAAACAUGGACCAGCAAUCCGUGGCGCGUCUGCGUGAGGAACUCUCCAAGCUCACCGUCUGGCUCGGCAAGAACGCAAAGAACUACUUUGUCAGCGAAUAUGAGACCCCUUCUCAGGAGUAUAUCGACAAGGCUCGGAGCUUCUAG